Molecule: messenger RNA, 2232 nt
Organism: Cetraspora pellucida
Lineage: Eukaryota; Fungi; Glomeromycota; Glomeromycetes; Diversisporales; Gigasporaceae
Source: the annotation of a GenBank genome assembly
AUGGAUAUACUUCGCUUUAAAGUUGACCACCUUAAGUUAUUGUGGUCGGAAUAUCGAAUUGCAAACGAGUGUGUUGACAACGAAUACGGUGAUCAGUCGGAGUGGGCACGAGAAAAAUUACAAGGAGUAUUUUCAGAACUUGAUAAACUUAUUCAAGAACAACUUCUUUGGAAAUCAAAACUCGCAGCUGAGAUAGAAGACUUACUGGUGGAAAUAGAUGAUCAUUGUCGAAUAUUUGGUCGAAGAGUUGACAUUGUCAUACCACAAGCUGCUGCUUUAAACUUUGAUUUAAGUGACGCAACACGCGAUAGCCUAAAGUUUAUUCGGGACUCGUUACAAGAGGAAAUCGAUCUAACGCAAAAGAAUCUCGACAAAUGGUUAAGUGGUCUUGAAAUUCUUGUACAAGAAUUAAAUGAAGAUUAUAAAGUUCCAUCAAUAGAGGUUUUUAAAACAGAUUUAAGUUCUUCUUUAGUUCUACCGAUAUGUCAUAAAUACGAUGAGUAUUCCCGAGCUGUGACGGAACGACGCGACACAUUCGAAAAGUUCGCGAUCAAGUUACAUUUUUAUUGGAAUGUACUUAAUUAUUCACCUAAGGAUGACAUAGAUGAAUCAUUAUUCAAGUUAUUUGCUAAUAAACCUGAUCCUAAAACUCUUUAUGAAGCACUUGAAAACGAUGACAUUAGUAUUUCUAUCCUUAAGAAAAAAUUAGUGGUACUUGAACAGGAUUAUAUGAAUCGCAAGAAUGAAGUUGAAUCAAUGUUGAAAACUGUUAAAAAUCUUUAUAAUGAAUUAAACAUUCCUUCAGAAGAAAGAAUAAAUUUAAUUUGUUCACUUGAUGAAGACUAUUUUAAUAAGUUAUCUUUGGAACUUAAACGUUUACGAGACAUCAUGCAUACUGUUGUUGAAAAAGCUAUUGAAGAAUACACUGUUCAAUUGGGUAGCCUUUGGGAUAAAUGCUUGGUUCCACAAUAUGAACGAGAAAAUUUCUUUGAAAACGUACAUCAAAUUGACUCUGCCGAAGAAGUUUACGAACUUCUUUCACAAGAAACGACGCGUUUGGAAGAGCUUCAUGUCAAGUGUUCCAAGAUCUUUAAGUGGAUGUUGGAGAGACGUCAAUUGAUCGAGAAAACUGCAUCUGAUCCGCGUCGUCUAUUUCAAAGUUCUUUCCGAUUAUUGGAAGAAGAAAAAUGGCGAAAAUCGUGUUGGCCUAAUUUGGUGAAAAUUGAAGACAACUUGAUUAAUGCAUGCAUCGCUUAUGAAGAAGCGGAAAUCUCAGAACGCACCGUCAAUCAAAUGUUCUUUGGCUUUGAAAAGGAUGCUGCUAAAGGUUCAAUCCAAAAACAGACCAAAGAUAACAAGAACACAACAACCAAACGUAGAGAAAGUAAAGAGAAUAAAUCAACACCAAAAGUUCCACAAAGCCGAUCAGUAUCGCCGGCUGCAUCCGUAAAUGGUGAUCAAAGUCUAUCACAUAAUAGUCAAUCAAUGCAACCUCCUACGUAUAGUAAUGGAACCCGAACGCGUAGUAGUCAUACUCAAAAACUUACUCCUAGCAGUUCGAUACCGCUUUCAAAUUCGGAAAAUUUACCCAACAGAUCACGAAGAAGUAGCAAGGUUAUAAGUCGUUCCGUUUCUCCAGCAAGGUCUACCGCAUCCUCACGUGCAACAUCACCAGAGAGACUAAACGGAAGGUUAACCCGAAAACGCAGCACAAAUAAUAUAAGUUUGACACCACCUUUAAGUCCAACUUAUCGCAUGUCAAGUUCAAAUAAUUUAACUCUUCAUCCUGGAACUGCUGCUACUCAAAAGACGAAUAAACAUGAUGAUAAAAAUUCGGCUGCUUCUCGUCGGUCAUCACUCUUUCUUGGUAAGGGUAACGCUACAUCAAAACGUAGCAAUAGUGUUUCUAGUACAUCAAGUGAAUCAUCAUCCGUUUCAUCUGUUGCUGCACCAUCUACACCAACUACUCUUGCACCACCCUCAACUUCAUCUUAUAUUGUCAAUGGACAUUUAAGUGUACCCGUUACAUCAUCAAAAACUAAAAAAGAAACUGAUAAAAAUGUUAUUAAAAUAAAAAUAGAUAACGAAGAUAAAAAAAGUAAUGUAUCUUCUUUAACACCAUCCAAAGCUACAAAAGCUACAACACCUAAUUCUACAUUAACUAUGCCUUUAGCAAGAAAAACAAAUAAGGAUAUAGCAAAGGCUAGGCCUAGAAGUGUUGUUGGUCAAUAA